GAAGGAAGAUGCAAUAGCCUUGGCACUCAAUCUUGCUUGGAGUGUAAUUGUCCCAGCCCAGAGUAUAGGUGUCAGGACUGCUUAGGAUCAGAGAUCUAUUGUUCACCUUGCAUCCUGUUGGCUCAUGUGUGCCACCCACUUCACCAAUUAGAGAAAUGGAAUGGUCAAUACUUUAAGUGAAUCACUCUGAAAACCCUGGGUCUUCACAUCCAGCUUGGCCACACCACUGGCCAGAAAUGUCUUAAUCCUUAUCAUGCAUUCAAUGAUGAUUUUAUUGUUGUCAACACCCAUGGCAUACACAAAGUAUUUCUUGACUUCUGCAAUUGUGCAACAGCCCAAAGCCAUAUACAACAGCUACUUCAAAUAUCAUAGUUUUCUUUGACAAUGUCAAACCCAAAAACUGCUGUGACAUUCCAUGUUCUUGAACACUAUCACCUACUCUCAUUUGAGUCAAAAGUAUCUGCCUUUGAAUUUUAUAAUGUGUGCAGCUGGAUGUCCAAUAACAAUGGCUUACUUCCCAUCAAGGUAAACUUGCUUUUUCAGGUGCCUUCAAAGUUAAUCCAGCUUCCUUCAGGAUCAGCAUGAUUCAUUUACACAGAUGAUAUGCAAGUGGUGCCACUUGAAGAUGCCUCAGUGCUUGGGGUAAGGUCAUGAUCCCAGUGGUGUAAACAGGAC
This is a messenger RNA of Suillus subaureus, 675 nucleotides long. RefSeq lists its product as uncharacterized. NCBI's taxonomy places the organism in Eukaryota, Fungi, Basidiomycota, Agaricomycetes, Boletales, Suillaceae. Bases 385 to 585 code for a protein of 66 amino acids. The record is from RefSeq and is a predicted model, not a curated record. The transcript has 2 exons.